Cooperia oncophora is the source of this 567-nucleotide messenger RNA. Lineage: Eukaryota; Metazoa; Nematoda; Chromadorea; Rhabditida; Trichostrongylidae. The record is from the annotation of a GenBank genome assembly.
AUGAAAGGAAUGCUUCGAUCUUGCGGCUUGGAGAAUAUCGUCAAGCUCACGUUGUCCAUUUGUGAGGAGGGCUUAAUAAAAACAGCUGAAGCAACAAAACAAAUUGGAGCACCUAUCAGCACAUGGAGUCUUCUGGUCGACUUGGAAGGCCUAAGCAUGCGGCAUCUUUGGCGACCAGGUGUGCAGUCUCUACUGCGCAUCAUCGAAAUCGUUGAGGCUCAUUAUCCGGAAACGAUGGGUCAAGUGCUGAUUGUUAGAGCCCCUCGAGUCUUUCCAGUUUUAUGGACUCUUAUAUCUCCAUUCAUCGAUGAGAAUACUCGCAACAAGUUCAUGAUCAAUAGUGGCGAGGUAGUAAAAGAUGAAAUUAGUAAAUACGUUGACGAACAAUACAUUCCGGACUUCUUAGGUGGUACUUGUUUAGCAGAUUGUCCAGCAGGUGGUCAUAUCCCAAAAUCCUCGUACAGGCCGGUUGAAGAAUUGCCUGACAAUGCUGAUGUGCUCAGCUCAAUGUAUACGAAGGCGUCUGUCACACGAGGUUACCCAGUAGAGGUGAUACUUGUUUCUUAG